This is a messenger RNA of Lycium ferocissimum, 1883 nucleotides long. RefSeq names its product AT-hook motif nuclear-localized protein 9. Lineage: Eukaryota; Viridiplantae; Streptophyta; Magnoliopsida; Solanales; Solanaceae. Gene Ontology annotation, molecular function: minor groove of adenine-thymine-rich DNA binding. The transcript is spliced from 6 exons. Bases 561 to 1592 code for a protein of 343 amino acids. The record is from RefSeq and is a predicted model, not a curated record.
UCUAAGCUUUUCACUCUCCUUUUUUAGCAUAAGGGUCACCUCAUUUUUGCAUUUUAAUCAAUUUGGUGUCAGUUUCUUGACAAAAAAUAUCAUAAAGUUGUGAUCUUUAUUGAAUUUGCAAAUCAAGAAUUGAUUUCCAUAAAGUUGUUGAUGCAAUGGCACUGAUUUCUUUGUUGGGUUUUUGCUCUUGCUGUUGAAAUGUUUGUGGAAUUCUUUUAUAGUGUUUAAGGGUUUGUUUUGAAUAGGAAGAUUUUGCAUUUUCUGGGAGGCUUUGUUCUUGAACGAGCUUUUCGUUGUUCUCUUGCUCGUUCGAGGUGAAAUUCACAGCUAAAUACAUUCUGGGAUUUUAAGGAGAUCUUGAAUGUACAUAAUAGAGUUCCCUUCAGCGUUUAAAGAAGUUACAGUCUUUUUGUGCCAUUUUCUUAUCCAAGGCUGCAACUUUUACUGGUUUUGAUGUUGCCGAUAAAGAGUUGUGACUUUGACUCCCUUUCAUUUGAGAUUUAAAUCACUGUUUGAAGGGUAUUUAUUGUUUACAGAAUUCUGAGAAAAGAAAUAAAUGUAUGGAUCGAAGGGACGCUAUGAUGUUACCUGGAUCCGCUCCUUACUAUAUGCAGAGAGGGAUGAGUGGAAGUGGGAGUGGAAGUACCCCUGGUUUACAGGGAUCACCAAGCAUUAAUCCUUCAUUACCUACUGCCAAUAUUGCCUUUCAAUCCAGUAGUAUUGGUGCAUCAUCAGCUUCGAUUCCACAAACACUACUAAUGGAUCCUUCAUCAACAUUAUCACCUAGAGGUAGUAUUGGUGCAUCAUCAUCAGCACUGCCACAAGGUGAGCCUGUACGCAGAAAGAGGGGUAGGCCUCGGAAAUAUGGAGUUCAAGGGGCGAUGCCGUUGACAUUGAAUCCACCUCCAUCUACUCAGGCAAUGGCAUUAAACCCAACUCAGAAGAGGGGUAGAGGAAGGCCACCAGGGUCUGGACGAAAGCAGCAACUCGCUUCUUUUGGUGGAUGGUUGUCCAAUAUAGGUGGAAUUGGUUUUACCCCGCAUGUCAUCACGAUUGCUGUAGGAGAGGACAUCACGGCAAAAAUAAUGUCGUUUUCGCAACAAGGGCCUAGAUCAAUAUGUAUUUUAUCGGCAAAUGGUGUCGUCUCCACUGUAACUCUUCGUCAACCAUCAACUUCUGGUGGCACUGUUACAUAUGAGGGACGGUUUGAGAUAUUAUGUCUAUCGGGAUCUUUCUUGGUCAGCGAUAGUGGUGGAUCUCGGGGUAGGAUUGGUGGCCUAAGUGUUUCUCUUGCUAGUCCAGAUGGUCGCGUGAUAGGCGGUGGAGUUGGAGGUGUUCUAAUUGCAGCAAGUCCAAUUCAGGUAAUAGUGGGAAGCUUCUUAUGCUCAAGCUCAAAGGCAAAGAAAAUAGCUGCGGAAAGUGUACAAAGUGCAGGAACUUCAGAUCUUCAGACCACUGACAAUUCUGUAAAUCCAGUCGAUGUUCUUUCGAACCAGAAUCUUACACCAUCCUCUUCAAUGGGAGUAUGGCCUAGUUCAAGGCAAAUGGAUCUACAAACUGGCCAUAUUGACAUUGACUUGAUGCGAGGAUGACUACUUCAAAUGUAGGUAGUCGAGUGAGCACUGUAUAUAUUGUGUUCUGAUUUCUCUAGUCCGAGACAUGUUCUUAUAACCAUCAGCAGCCACCUUAGAUUGUAGUGAUAUAGGAGCUUUUUUGCAGUUUAACAUGAAUCUGCUUUCUACUCAGUAGCAGUUCAAUUCAUGGUGGAGGCUUUAGUCGACUCGCGUGUAACAUAUUGUGGGUUGUCUUCUAGAUACAGACUGUUCCAUCAAUUUGGCUAAUCUUUUUCUUGAUCUUGCAGUGGAAGACGUAUUUUUAUUGUU